Messenger RNA from Schistocerca nitens (vagrant locust), 2247 nucleotides. RefSeq names its product monocarboxylate transporter 1-like. Gene Ontology annotation, molecular function: monocarboxylic acid transmembrane transporter activity. The transcript is spliced from 8 exons. Gene Ontology annotation, biological process: transmembrane transport; monocarboxylic acid transport. NCBI's taxonomy places the organism in Eukaryota, Metazoa, Arthropoda, Insecta, Orthoptera, Acrididae. Bases 161 to 1726 code for a protein of 521 amino acids. The record is from RefSeq and is a predicted model, not a curated record.
UAGCAUCUGACGCGAGUUUACUUCGGCUCGCAAGUCUCUGUCAAAAGUGAAGGUGUCUUACAAGAGUGCCGAUGUUGGCUACAAAUGUGAUCUACGUCGGAAGUGUUGUUCUCACGCUACGUUGUGCUGGUUGUGUGCCAUCGUUAUUUGGUGCUUAGAAAUGGGAACAAAUAACUGUCAGCAGGAAGCGUGUGUGCAGCGAGGUUGGUCACAAGAUAAGAUAACCGCUGGAAACGGUGCAGAGAUGGCUGAAGGAGCUGCAGAAUAUGAACUUGUUCCUCCGGAUGGAGGGUGGGGCUGGAUGGUCGUCUUAGGAUGUGCGCUGAGUAACAUUACCAGCCAGUGCCUGAACACCAUAUUCAGCCUGCUGUUCGGAGAUAAACUGCAGUCCAUGGGUCUCGAGACGACGAGUGCAGCGGUCAUUAUGAACUCCAUGUUCUCAGUAACGCAGUUCUCAGGGCUUCUGACUGGACCAUUACUGAAGAAAUUCUCAAUUCGUCAAGUGUCUGUCGGCGGGGGACUGCUCACUGUGGCUGGCAUGAUCCUCACGAGUUUUGCAAACUCGUUCACCUACAUUAUCAUUACAUACAGUUUGUUAGUAGGUCUGGGUAGUGGUCUCGUCGCACCGUCUGGAUUCCUGGCCGUCAAGGCCUACUUCGUGAAGUACCGCGGGCGCGCCGUCAGCUUGUCCAUGGCGGGCGGCAACGUGGUCCUGAUGGUGAUGCCGCACGUGGUGCGGCUGCUGCUCGACAACUACGGCUUCCUCGGCGCCAUGUUGGUCUUCAGUGGCGUGUCGAUGCAUGGGCCCUUGGGCAGCCUCCUCUUCCACCCGCUGGAGUGGCACGCCAAGCGCAGACCAAUCGCCACCGAGCUGAGGCCGCUCCAGGGUGAAGUCCAGGAAGGCGCGGACAAGUCCGGUACCGAAGCUGGGAGUCCUCAGGAGCGGAGGACGAGGCGGCGCACCUCAACGGCCUCACUGGCCACCUCUGAGUUCGGGGAUGUGAGUGACGCGCUACCUGAUGACCGCGCGAGGCGGCGGCCCGUCACCAGCGAAGAGGAUGGAAAUGUCAACCAAGAGGUUGCAGAGACACCUCCGGGUCAACGUUCGCUAUGGCGACGUGCAGUGGCGUUCAUGGACCUGGACUUGCUGCGAAGCGGUGCCUACCUGAACGUUAUGGUGGGCACGGCUGCCAUGGUGACGGCCACCAUCAACUACGCCCUGCUGCUGCCCUUCUACCUGCAGCGGGUCGUUGGGCUGACGCGUUCAGACACGGCGCUCGUCAUCACCAUGAGGGCGAUCGGCGACUGCGUGGCGCGGUUCGGCGUCAACUACUUCACGGACCGGUUCCACGUCCGGCCGCGCAUUACCUUCCUCCUCGGAUCUGUUUUCAGUGCAAUUACUCGCUCAGGGCUGGCCAUGUCUUCAUCGUUGGUGAUGUUGUGCGUGUGGAGUGCUUUGUGUGGAUUCUGUCGGGGCUCUGCUGUUGUCAACACCAACCUCUGCGUCGCAGAAGUCUGCCCUGAAGAGAAGCUGCCAGCUGCCGUCGGACUGAACAUGGUGUUCUGCGGUAUCAUGCUGUUCGCCUUCGGGCCUAUUAUAGGUUACAUCCGCGACGAGACAGGAGAUUAUCCGUUGUGUAUACAUAUCCUCACCGGCCUGUUGUUUUUCUGUAUGCUGCUCUGGCUUAUUGAAGACGUCUUCCACUGGUACCGCCAGAAGAGAUGAUUGCAAUCGUCCAUCAAUCAUCGAGCGUAAAUGAACGUUAACCGCAGAAUCUCUGUUUCCAUUGUUGCCGUCAACAGAACUCUUAGUGCAGCUGGUGGUGGAGAUCAGCGAGAGCGUUUGGUGGAGAGACGCUAUCCACGUCGUCAGGGCAUUAUUACGACUGGGAGCAAGACGAAAUGUGCAGACAGCACUACUUAUUGAAGUACUGCAUGUUUAUUUUAUUAUAGCCAUUUACUGUAAAGGUAAACAGUUAACGCCAAGGACUCUUAAAUAUCAACAAUGAGAUCUCUGCACAAACGUAAAUGACAGAACUGGAAUAUAUGUGAAAUUCCUGUAGUUUCAUAAAUAUAGUGUAUAAUAUUUGUUCCUGGUAAGUGCAAGAAAGGCGCUCUGAAUUUCACACGUUGCGUGAUGUGUUAUGAGGAGACAGAACUUAAUAUUAGAUCUCAUAAAAAUUACUUAAUGUGUUCGACAUAUUUUUUUUAUCACAUGACAUUGUAUUAAUUUUUGGGUAUUAUGAA